Molecule: messenger RNA, 2591 nt
Organism: Impatiens glandulifera
Lineage: Eukaryota; Viridiplantae; Streptophyta; Magnoliopsida; Ericales; Balsaminaceae
Exons: 6
Coding region: 1-2457 (818 amino acids)
Biological process (GO): regulation of DNA-templated transcription
Cellular component (GO): nucleus
Molecular function (GO): protein binding; zinc ion binding
Source: RefSeq, a predicted model, not a curated record
AUGGAAUCCUAUUGUUUCACGGCUCUCCAGUUUGUCCAUGGAACUGAGUCGUCUCAUUCUGAUGCUCUUCGGAACACGACAUCUCGAGUAGAGUUGAACUACUCAAAUGAGGAUGAGCAAAUGUCCUUCAUUGAUGAGAUACCGUUCACUCAAAGUGAGUCGCAUCCCAUAUCUACUUCUGAGCAGAUGCUCUCAUUGGUUGAAGAAUUGGUGAUUCUGGAAGAGCGGUCUGCUGAGGCAUCACUAGCUAAAUCUGAUGCAAACAAAGAAAUUGAGAAGACUUCGUGUGACGUAUCGAAGCUCAUGGAUCAAAUGAACAUGAUGAAGUCUACUUUUCAAAAUAGUAAUCUCCACCUCUACACAGAGACAAAGUCUUUCAUAGAAAUUUCUCACUCUCUAGAUUGUCGAAAUGUCCAAAUCUCUAUGUCUGCGGAAGUGGAGCGAAUCAAAGAUGCUGAUGCGGUCACUCGUCGUUUCCAGCCUGAAGAAGAUGCGGCUGCUGAAGCUGCUAGAGCCCUUGUUAUUGUUGACCCUGAUAAUAUUAAAAAGGGGGAAGGUAGCAAUCUAGGGGGAACAAGCAAUCGGGGUACUCACUCUAGGAGAAAUCCAAAUCAAGGAGGAGAUCAAGGAGGCCGUGGAGCAGGUCGAGGAAAGAAGAAGAAAUGGCAAGAAAUUCUCCUCAACGAAGAAAUAUGGUAUUUUUCACUUCCAAAUUGUGGAUUAAUUUUAGUUUAUUCUGAUCGGCCGGAAAACGGUAACAAGUUGUCAUACUCUACAGGAGGAACGAUAGAGAGAUCGGAACUUCACAAUAGGAUGCCUCCGCCGAGUUUGAACAAUGAAGCCAUUGUCAAUACCAUAUAUUUCUCAGGCGUCGUCAUUCGGGGGAUUGGAUCGGAACCGGAACCAGAACGCCCGUGGAAUUUGCGGUCCAAGAAACCAGACGUAUCUAAGUCUUCAGGUGAGGAAAAUAAGGGAUUAAAGGAAAUCAAAUCUAUCAACGGUGAGAAGAAGAAAGGAAAGAAGAGAUUUCCAAUUUCUCUAUCACAAAGUGAAAUUGAGGAUGAUUUCAUGGCGAUGGUUGGUCAACGGACUCUUGGAAGGCCGAAGAAGAAACGAACCAAGAUUGUGAAAAACCAAUUGAAUCAACUUUUUCCAGGCUUAGGAUUAGCUAAAGUAACAGCCGACAAGUACAAAGUUCCUGGUCAUGAUUCAGUUCUUCAAAUCGUCGGAGAAAGAAGUGCGAAUGCAGUGGGAGGAGGAAAGAUGAUUAGGGCAUGCGACAGUUGUCUAAACAAACGAGCAAGUUUCUAUUGCAAAGCUGACGAUGCUUUCCUCUGCCAAACAUGCGAUUUAUCUGUUCAUUCGGCGAAUCAAGUCGCGAGAAGACACGAAAGGAUUCGUCUCAACAAGACUUCGAAUUUGCUUGGAUCGGCUGAAUUGGAUUCAAUAGGAUCCGCACCUGCUUGGCAUCGUGGGUUCACACGUAAAGCCCGCUCGACUCGUAAGUCUGCUGCUAGGACCCGUUUGAUUGAUAGUAAAAGUCCUCUUCCGUUUGUCCCUGAGAUUAAUAACGAAGAUCAAGCUUGGCCCGAGGUUGACGUCGAUGUUGAUGUUGAUGUUGAAGCUGAUGAUGAUGAUGAGCUACUCUAUAGGGUUCCGGUUUUUGACCCAUUUGGUGCCGAGAAUGAUUUUGAUAUUGAAUUGAAUAGUAUGUUGAUGGGUCAUGAUGGAAACGAGAAGCUGGAUAUCCAAGAAGAAGAAAAUCAAGAAACUUGUGGUGAUGAUGAUGAUGACUUGAAGAAUCUUGAUCAGCUUCUUGAAUCGGAUAUGGAUCUUGCGGAAUUUGCGGCGGAUGUGGAGAAUUUGCUGGGUAAAGGAAUGGACGAAGACGAUGGAUCCGGGUGGAUUAAAGAAUUGGGAUUGUUUGAUCAAUGCAAAAAAGAACCUUCCCUUGAGAUAGAAGUACAAGAAGAUGAUCAAUCCCAAUUGGAAGUUCUUGGAUCCCAAAUGGAAAUAAGUGUACCAAAAUUGGAGAGUGAUAAUAAAGUUUGCACCCCUCCAUUUUGCGUGACAAAGAACAAGUUCUUGAGACUAGACCAUGAGGCAGUUAUCGCUGCCUGGUCUUCUAAAACCUCGCCAUGGGCUGACGGGAGGCGACCUGUUUUUAACCUAGAAGAUUUCGUUGAAUCAAUAUUUGAAGGGGGUUCUUCUUCGCUAAACCAAACUUAUGGAGGUAUUCAUAUGGGGAAUGUAAGAAUCAACAAUGAGGGAAGGGAAGCACGAGUUUCAAGAUAUAGAGAGAAACGAAGAACACGAUUGUUUUCAAAGAAGAUUAGAUAUGAAGUUAGGAAGAUAAAUGCUGAGAAAAGACCGAGGAUGAAAGGACGAUUUGUUAAGAGGACUCCAACUUUUGCAGGGUCGUCUCCUUACAACAACUAUCUCAUGUUGAACAAAUAACCACAGUUUUGUAGUUCUUCUUCCCUUUGGGCCUCUUAUGUAAUAAAAUAGUUAAUUAUAGGGUUUUGUAUUUACUGUAUAUACCUACUUUUCUUAUUAAUAAGGCAUCUCUUUAUAUAUAAACAUUUGGAGCC